AUGCUCCCUACGCAUGCAAUUGUUGGCGCAGCCAUACCUGCUGAUACACCACACGCAGUAAGUGUGUCGCUACCAACAUGGAGAGCAAAUGUUGGAUACGAAGAGGGUCAAGAAUGGGUCAUGAGUAAAAUGAAGACUGGAUAUCCAAGAUUCUACAUCCAUAAAAGUAUCCAGAAACUUGUACAAUCAAUCCUCCAGAAGUUCGGUCAACCGGACGAAGAUGCCAUGCUUUUCCCCUCUCCUGGGGUUGCUAAACAAUGUAAGCAGUUCAUUAAACAGAGAUCUAAAACUAUCCCUGCGCCAAAUGUUAGGGUCAUUGAGCUUGUCUACAACAAAUCAAAGAACCCCAAAACACCUAAAGAUUCGGAAACUCCAAUUUGGUCAGACCUAUGUGCAGUACUAUUCCCUGCAGAAGAGUUUAAAUGCGCCAAGGAGUUCUGGCAGCAUAGUGGUGAUGGGGUCUCAAGCCGUAGGGCAGAGUUCUGUCAGAGAGAAUUUGAGGAAGGUUCAUUGGUUGAGAAGAGCUUGGCCGCUGAGCUCGAAGAUAACAAUCCUACUCCACCCCUAGCCCCAAAAGGGCCGAAGCGCUACUCGCGCCUACCUAGGGUUGAUGCUAAGGUGCAUUCUCAGAGCGAUCUAAAUGGGGAAAUUGGCGAAGACAGUUCCACAUAUGUCGAGGAGCGCUUUGGGCGCAACCUUGACGUCGCAUUCAUCGAGAACGCAAAUCAGAUGAGGGUGGAAGACUUGAGGGAGGAUUUUCAGAGAAUGAUGUCAUUGGGAUAUAAGAAGAGUGUUUCCUAUGGAUUCCCAUAUAUCGAUACACUCAAAAUCCUCCAAAAAUUCGGGCCGGGCUGUUACUUCUACGGCAAUGGGUCCCAGGAAGAUCUAGAUGAUUUGCAGGCUAAAUGUGAGUCCGGAGAAGAAAUACUAGCCUUAUUCUGCGAGUUUCCUUCAAAUCCGUUGCUUAAAGCGCCCAAUCUGGUGCGGAUUCGAGAACUGGCCGAUAAAUACAACUUUGCGGUUGUUAUCGAUGAAACAGUGGGGAACUUCCUCAAUGUCAAUGUGCUUCCGUAUGCGGACGUGGUGGUCAGCAGCUUGACGAAAGUCUUUAGUGGUGACGCUAACGUCAUGGGUGGCAGUUCUGUCUUGAAUCCUAAGGGCCGCUAUUAUCAACAGCUUAAACAGACUCUGAACACUGAAUUCGAAGAUAAUUACUGGGGCGAAGACGCAUUGUUUCUGGAAAGAAAUAGCCGUGACUUUGUUUCUCGGAUCGCGCGCAUUAAUAAAAACGCCGAAACUAUCAGUGAUUUACUUAGGCAACAUCCACGGGUUAAAGAAGUAUACUAUCCAAAAUAUUCGCCUACGAAACCUUACUAUGACAACUGCCGUUGCGAAAAUGGUGGAUACGGAGGUCUCCUUAGCGUGACAUUUUAUAGCCGUGAAGAUGCCAUUGCUGUAUUUGAUACAAUGGAAAUUUCGAAGGGUCCAAGUCUUGGUACAAACUUCACACUAGCUUCCCCAUACACGCUGCUUGCGCAUUAUGGGGAGUUAGAUUGGGCUGCUCAGUUUGGGGUGGCAAGCGAUCUCAUAAGAAUCAGUGUUGGUUUAGAGGAAACGGAUGAGUUGGUAGAUAUUUUAAACAGAGCAUUGGCAGUUCUAUAG
Molecule: messenger RNA, 1662 nt
Organism: Morchella importuna
Lineage: Eukaryota; Fungi; Ascomycota; Pezizomycetes; Pezizales; Morchellaceae
Exons: 8
Coding region: 1-1662 (553 amino acids)
Biological process (GO): transsulfuration
Molecular function (GO): pyridoxal phosphate binding; cystathionine gamma-synthase activity
Source: RefSeq, a predicted model, not a curated record